UGUAGAAGCAAGCAUAUUGAUACUCAUAAUUCAAAACUUCAUACUACCAGACAAAAUUCGACAAUGGAAGAAAAUCCCAUUUUUGUGGAAGAGACCUCAUCAGAUGUUAUGUCCAUAACAAUGGAUCAUUCCGAAAAAUUCUUUGAAGAAUCCCUUGAAAAACAAAAGAUUACAGAAACAUCAACUACGACACAGUGCAAAUGUCAUAGACACCCCAAACCAAACAUCAAUAUACAGACAGAGGCACAACUUCAGGAGAAAAUCAAAGAAAUAAAGAAGGAACUGUCCAUCAACUGGAAGGAUCUUUCCUCCUAUCGCCGGAGGAAAACAAGCGUCGACGACGACCGUAUGUCUGCAAAGGGUAUUGGGAUCGUAGGUGCAGGCAUCCUUUGCGCUUUUGUCUCCAUCAUUAUUUUCAUGGAUCUGAAAACACUAGCUCACCAGGGAUCACUUCUGUGGAGAAGAGCCCUCGGAAAAAAAUGUCCGAGCUCCAAAUAGUAGUCCAUAA
This is a messenger RNA of Saccostrea cuccullata (small rock oyster), 508 nucleotides long. RefSeq lists its product as uncharacterized. The transcript is spliced from 2 exons. Lineage: Eukaryota; Metazoa; Mollusca; Bivalvia; Ostreida; Ostreidae. The record is from RefSeq and is a predicted model, not a curated record. The coding region runs from base 64 to 498 and encodes 144 amino acids.